Molecule: messenger RNA, 4447 nt
Organism: Clupea harengus (Atlantic herring)
Lineage: Eukaryota; Metazoa; Chordata; Actinopteri; Clupeiformes; Clupeidae
Product: lysophosphatidic acid receptor 1
Biological process (GO): G protein-coupled receptor signaling pathway
Cellular component (GO): membrane
Molecular function (GO): lysophosphatidic acid receptor activity
Source: RefSeq, a predicted model, not a curated record
UUUCCCAGCGUGAAAAAUGUCUCGCAAACUUUCACAGAUGCUUUCCCUGUGAUGUUGUCGGCUCCACAUAAAGUUUAUUAACUUGCUUUUUUGGAUUUGAAUAGAUUACGCGCUUUUUUGUCUUUCAAAGAACACUAUUGACAAUGUGUUUCCAAUUACUCCCAGGAAUAGGACGCUCGCUCGCACGUUCCGUCGUCGCUCGCGGGCGCGCGUGACGUCACUCGCAGACAGCGGCGCUCCUCGGUGCGGAGAAGGGGCACUUCUUUGCGGCCGUUGCUGAGAGUUGUACGGCGUAUAGCAGAGAGGGGGACACCUAACUUUUUUUUUCCUGCUUGAAAUUCCAUCACUGCAUUACUCUUUUGAGGACGUAAAAUGAUCAUACAACGUAACUUUGGAUUUGACUGGAAAAACUACCAACGGUCCACGCAUCCCUGACAGCGUUUGUGUGAAUAACGGGACUUCUAUCUGGGAACUGUAUUCCGGUCUCAAAUCAAAAGUUUCCCCUUUUUCUGGAGUUACAAAGGUACAUCGCUGGUAUCACCAACUCUUGUUGCCUUUACCUUGACAACUGAACCCUUCAAGAUGGACGGGGAGGAGGAUGGACAGUGCUACUACAACGAGACCAUCGCGUUCUUCUACAACCGCAGCGGCAAGUACCUGGCCCAGGACUGGAACGCGGUCAGCACGCUGGUCAUGGGCCUGGGGAUCACCGUCUGCAUCUUCAUCAUGCUGGCCAACCUGCUGGUCAUGGUGGCCAUCUACGUCAACCGCCGAUUCCACUUCCCCAUCUACUAUCUCAUGGCCAACCUGGCGGCGGCGGACUUCUUCGCCGGCCUGGCCUACUUCUACCUGAUGUUCAACACGGGUCCCAACACGCGCCGGCUGACCGUCAGCACCUGGCUGCUGCGGCAGGGGCUCAUCGACACGAGCCUGACGGCGUCCGUGGCCAACCUCCUCGCCAUCGCCAUCGAGCGCCACAUCACCGUCUUCCGCAUGCAGCUGCACACGCGCAUGAGCAACCGGCGCGUGGUGGUGGUCAUCGUCAUCAUCUGGACCAUGUCCAUCGUCAUGGGCGCCAUCCCCAGCGUGGGCUGGAACUGCAUCUGCGACGUGAGCACCUGCUCCAGCAUGGCACCGCUCUACAGCAACUCCUACCUGAUCUUCUGGGCCAUCUUCAACCUGGUGACCUUCGUCGUCAUGGUGACGCUCUACGCGCACAUCUUCGUGUACGUGCGCCAGCGCACCAUGCGCAUGUCGCGCCACAGCUCCGGGCCGCGCCGGAACCGCGACACCAUGAUGAGCCUCCUGAAGACCGUGGUGAUCGUCCUGGGGGCCUUCAUCAUCUGCUGGACCCCCGGACUGGUGCUGCUCCUGCUGGACGUGUUCUGCGCCAACUGCAACGUGCUCUCCUUCGAGAAGUUCUUCCUGCUCCUCGCCGAGUUCAACUCCGCCAUGAACCCCAUCAUCUACUCGUACCGCGACAAGGAGAUGAGCGUCACCUUCAAGCAGAUCCUGUGCUGCCAGCGCACGGAGAACGUCAACGGCACCACCGCCGAGGGUUCCGACCGCUCCGCCUCCUCCGUCAACCACACCGUACUCAGCGGCGCCGCCCACAACCACAACCACGACCACUCGGUGGUGUGAGGGGGGGUCCGGUUCAGCUCUGGGCCAGGCCCGGCCCAGUCCCGGUGCCCGGCGCGGGGGCGAUGCCCAAUCAGAGAGGCGGCAUGGAGGUGGUCGAGUGACGGGGCAGUGAUUGAGGCGUUUCAGCGGCAAAGACUUUUUUUUAUUUCUUUUUGUAAUUUGUAAUUGUGUUUUUUUUUUGUGUUUUUGAGUUUUUAUUUCUUUGUGCUUUUGUUUUUAUUUUUAUUUUUGUUUUUUUAUGUGGGAUGAAAAAAAUUGUUGACACUAUGAACUAUUUAAAGGUUUUGUCUAUCUGUGAUGCGAAGGAUAAGCCAGUAUAACCGCUUCCCCCUAGAAUUCCGUCCUUUCCCACAUUCCUCGGUCGGAAGAAUUAUAGAUGAAGGAUUAAGGACCUGACCAGUGCUUAAAAUAUCUUAAUAUUAGCUGGAGUAAGCUGAAGAGAUAUGGGUGUCGACCAGAGGGGGCGCCACAUGCUGCAGUAGCAGAGCUACUGAGUUAUACGACAGCUGCACUGAGCAAAAACCUGAAAUGCUAAUUAAAGGUGAUUUUAAGCAAUGUUAGCAGCGAUGCUAAUCUCCACCAGAUUCAGCAACCUCUCCCUUCAAUGAGCUCUGCACUGGAAACAUAUGGUCAGAGUAUCUAUUAUUAGUUUUAAUUAUCAGAAGUCUUAUUUUUUUUCCCCACCAAGUCUCAAGGUUUUACUCAGGAGGGUGAUUUAGCUCACAUGGAAAUCUCCUUCUGUAAAAUGAGGAAGAGAUUGAAGAAGGUUUUUGCUGUUUUCUCUCAGUUUCAUACAAAUAUUUUUUGGUGCUGUGACCAUUGUUUUCUGUCAUUGUCUGAAAAACACAGAAAAAAAAAUCUUUUUGGAUGCUGUCUGAUAGUGUUGUGUAUUGUAGCAUUCCAAACAAACGCUAUACAGUUCUAAACCUAUCAGAGCAUCGCCUCGAUCAGCAGUGACUCAUGGGUCAGAGCCACACGUUACUUCCAUCAAUCCAUAGUUUAUGUGUCGCUACCAAAGCCUCCUCUCAAGCAGAGUGAGAAGAAGUGAGAAGAAGAGAGACGGAUGACAUAGUCCAGUCAAGCCUCACUCACCCUGGUGCAUUGGACCAUAGCAGUUAUGUUCUCCUUAGUUAAACUAAUGUUAGUAAACAUGUUGUUUGUUUGUUUGUUUGUUUUAUUUUGUUCUAUACAAUUCUUCCUUUUAUAUUGAGUACCGGUGAUGUUGGCAAACAGCAUUACAGAGGAGAACGAAAGGCCUUCUAGAAAAUUAAACUUGAAUUUUGAUAUUUAUAUUUUUUUUUAAAUGAACUAAAUUUCUUUACUCCUUUGACAUGCCUAUACAAAUUAAUAUUAAAAUAAUGAAUUUGAUGGCUGAAAAAUUAAUGAGUGAUGUAGAAAAUCUUGAAAUCCUUCCAACCAAUGGAACCAUGCAAAUUGGGUCUAAACACAUCUGCCCAUGAGGGCGGUUCUCCAGAACUUGUUUUUGCACUACAUUUGAUCAGUAUUGGACUCAAGAGACCACUGGCCGGGUGGCUUUACCAUUUGAGCAGAAAUGCUAUUCCACUUAGCUCCAUUGUGCCUGUGAGUCUCUCUAUCCUUUGCACUGACAUGCUGAUGUCCUGAUGUCACAAGCAUCACAUGUUUUAAUUGUGUCGUCACACUUCAUUUGUGCGACUGAAGACGAAGAACAGCAAGAUCAUGAGCCUUAAUCCUGUCAUCUUCUUGUUUUUUUUUUUUCAGACCAUUUUUCCGGUCCUUUGAAUGAAUGCUUAUCUAAUGAUUACGUUGGCCGCCUUCGUUAGACAUUUCGCCUAAAUGCCUUGUUUCUUUUUUUUAUCGCAAUGUAAACUGGGAGGGGCUUUAGUAGGUUUGUUCUAGCUGUCUUCCGUUCUCACUCAGACAUGUUCAGGGAUUCAAACUCAUGGACUGAUUAACAUGUAAUACCACGAUUAGGUUUCUGCUCUUUUAUUCCUUCUCAGUGUGUUUUUCUGAUGAACGCAGACCCACAUUACAUGGAAAUCAUCCUUUAUCAGGCUUUUAAAUGGAACGCUAGUAGGUUAAUUACUUGAGGGUGCGGAAAAUGUUUUGUUCCCCCACGUUCCUUCCCAUGUUCCUUCCCACGUUCCACCCCAUGUGUUCCCCCAUGUUCCCCCCCAUGUGUUGUGAUAUCUAUCAUAGGCGUCCCAUGUCUGCUUGAGCCUUAAGCUUUUAACACCCAUGAGUGGCUGUGUACUGUUGUGGUUCUACCUGCCUUUUUUUAAACCCAUGCCUUCCAGCGGCCGUGGACGUCGUUUGGGUCGACUUUUGUUCCAAAUGGCUUGUUUGGGUUGGAUGUUAAUUAAAAACCAAAGUGCUCCACCGGACUGUGGGUGCCCACGGGUAACCUCCACCGGACUGUGGGUGCCCUAGGUAGCCCCGACGGGUAACCUCCACCGGACUGUGGGUGCCAUCGGUAGCCCCGACGGGUAACCUACAUCACCUGUAGCAAGGCCCGCCUCAACCGUCCAGUUUAUGUCUAUAACCACAGCUAAUGUAAUCACAAGUAAAACAAAACUGAAUGAUCAGUCUAGUCUGUGUGUUGGUCUGUACUUCAUAUACCUAUGUAUGUAUGUAUGUACUUAUGUAUAUAAUAUAUGUAUAUAUAUUCCAUGUUAUUCAAGAAGGGAAGAUUUUACUGUUGGGAUUGCAAACAGAACUGGAUUAUAUAUUUUUGUUCUGUUAAGCUUUUGAGCAACUGAAGGACUGUGUGCUUUUAAAACAAAUCACUUUUCUCAUACUCUGACGUCUCCCUCCCCGGGCCUUC